UUAUGUUGUGAUAGUGGUGAGGAGCUGGAUGAGGGAGAGACAGAGAAGGUGGAGUGCGGGUUACAGACAGUACAUACAUAAAGGAGUUGAGGGCUUUGAUUCUUUUCGGCCCGGUGGCUGACUUCAACGGUUGUGUACCUCUACGCGAGGUAAACUGCGACCUGGACUACAAACCAGGGCGAGAAGAGAGCAGGGCGGAAACGUCUGGAAUGAAAGAGGAAUAAAGAGAUAGCUGAUAGCUAAAAAAAAAAAAAAAGGGAAAAAAAGGGAGCGACAUCGAAAACGAGCCACAGAGGAGGAAACAGACCCCCGGCCAGACGACCCGUUAGCACGGAUACAGGGAGGCAACAGAGGAGGAGGUGGAAUUAAAGUGAGAAAGGCUGACAAGUAACACAAGAGAGGAGAGCUAUUAUCACUAGGCAGGUAUGGCAGAUGCAGAGCUCGACUUCCAGACAGGUGAUGCCGGGGCAUCCGCCACCUACCCCAUGCAGUGCUCGGCCCUGCGCAAAAACGGAUUUGUUGUGCUGAAGGGCCGACCCUGCAAGAUCGUCGAGAUGUCCACCUCCAAGACUGGCAAGCACGGCCAUGCUAAGGUUCACCUGGUUGGUAUUGACAUCUUCUCUGGAAAGAAGUAUGAAGAUAUUUGUCCCUCCACUCACAACAUGGAUGUUCCCAACAUCAAGAGAAUGGAUUACCAGCUUAUUGGGAUCCAAGAUGGCUACCUGUCCCUGCUCCAGGACAGUGGGGAGUUGAGAGAGGACCUGAAGAUUCCAGAGGGAGACCUGGGCAAAGAGAUCGAGAGCAAGCACGAAGCCGGAGAGGAGAUCCUGAUCACCGUUCUAAAUGCAAUGGAUGAAGAAGCUGCAAUUGGCAUCAAAGCCUUGGGUAAAUAAGCCACUGCAGGGGCAAACGAGAUGCACUGGACCUGGGGAAAAGGAGGGGAUAUUGCCUCGUAAAUGCUAUUCUCCCUCUUUUGUUUUCCUUUCUUUUCGUCUUUGUUUUUCAUUCUCUCUCCCCCUCGCUCUUGUCUUCUGACCUUCCUUUGGGUUCAAUUAGAGAGGAACUUUAAUAAAUAAUUGGAAUAUCGAACGGCUAAAAAGUGAAAACAUUCUCUAUGUGCAUUCACUCAUUAAAACCACAUCUAAGUCCAGACAUGCAGAUAAGAGACGUGUAGAGGAAGGUCUCUCACUAAUAAGUGAGUAGGUCUACAAAUAAUAAGUAGCUACCUACCAUCAGGGGAAAGAAGUGGUGAUAAUGUCACAACUGUUAUGUUUUUUAUAUGUUCCCCUGUUUUAUCAAGGGCUUCAACUCUAGAUCUGCAUUGUUCAGUUGAGGCUUGUUCAGCGCGUGUGUGCCGUACAGGACUGAAUACAUGACUAGGUGUUGUCUUGUCUCUUCUGUAUGGCACAUUUUCUUUUUUUGGCAAUUCAUCUGAACAAGCCCCCCACCCCCACACCCAUCCCUCCCUUCUGCUGUUUUGUUUCACCACCUGAAACUUGUCUAUUAAAACAAAAGGUUACCAACAUGGCA
This is a messenger RNA of Lates calcarifer (barramundi perch), 1530 nucleotides long. RefSeq names its product eukaryotic translation initiation factor 5A-1. The transcript has 6 exons. The record is from RefSeq and is a predicted model, not a curated record. Gene Ontology annotation, biological process: positive regulation of translational elongation; positive regulation of translational termination. The coding region runs from base 426 to 893 and encodes 155 amino acids. Lineage: Eukaryota; Metazoa; Chordata; Actinopteri; Centropomidae. Gene Ontology annotation, molecular function: translation elongation factor activity; ribosome binding; RNA binding.